GUGGAGCCGAUGGUGCGUGGCCAGAGUGCCCCAGCGAUCAGGUCACAGGGACGGGGUGCGGGAGCGAGCUCCCCAAGCCCAGGCCGGCGACCCAGGCUUGCUAUCCCGGUGAUGCCAUAAACACCGCGGUGCAGUGGGGAGGCUUUGGAAAAGCCGGCAUUUGCGGGGAGUUGCCCGGGAAGAGCUUAUUCCAUGUCGGAGCAGCAUCGGCACCCCCGCCCCGUGCCGCCCGCUCCCCCGGCACCCCGGCCAGCGCAGGAGAGCAGAGGCACGGCCCAGCGCCAGCGGCGCAGGCAGAGGAAAAGGUGACCAGGAUGCUGUGGCAUGGGAAGCCCUGGAGGUCCAUGUGCAAGGGGCUGGUCCUGGGGACCCUCCUGACCAGUUUCAUGCUGCUGCUCUACUCCUACGCCGUCCCCCCGCUGCAAGUCAGCAUCACUGAGAUCCCCAUCCCCUUCUCCUGCUCCUCCCACCUGUCCCCCGUCCAGGCUCCAUCCCCGUCCAACAGCACGGGCAGCACCUCAGGGUGGAGCUGCCGGCCCAAGCUCAACGUCAUGUUCAUGAAGACCCACAAGACCGCCAGCAGCACCAUCCUCAACAUCCUCUUCCGCUUCGGGGAGAAGCACCGCCUGAAAUUCGCCUUCCCCAAUGGCCGCAACGACUUCUACUACCCGUCCUUCUUCGAGCGCAGCCAGGUGCAGCACUACCGGCCUGGGGUGUGCUUCAACAUCAUCUGCAACCACAUGCGCUUCCACUACGAGGAGGUGCGCAAGCUCCUGCCGUCCGAUGCCACCUUUGUGACGGUGCUGCGGGACCCCGCGUACCUCUUCGAGUCCUCCUUCCACUACUUCGGGCCCGUCAUCCCCCUCACCUGGAAGAUCUCGGGAGAGGAUAAGCUGGACGAGUUCCUCCGGGACCCCCAGCACUACUACGACCCCAAUGGGUUCAACGCUCACUACCUCCAAAACCUCCUGUUCUUUGACUUCGGCUACGACAGCAGCAUGGACGCCAACAGCCCGCUGGUGGAGGAGCACAUCCAGGAGAUCGACCGCCGCUUCCACCUCGUCAUGUUGCUUGAGUACUUCGACGAGUCGCUGGUGCUGCUCAAGGACCUGCUGUGCUGGCAGCUGGAGGACGUCCUCUACUUCAAGCUCAACGCCCGCAAAGGCUCCACUGUGUCCCGGUUGACCCCUGAGCUGUACGAGCAGGCAACCGCCUGGAACCUCAUCGACGCCAAGCUCUACCGCUACUUCAAUGCCACCUUCUGGCGCAAGGUGGAGGCCUACGGGAGGGAGAGGAUGGCCAGGGAUGUGGCUGAGCUGCAGCGAGAGAAUGAGAAGAUGACCAGCAUCUGCAUUGAUGGGGGCCAUGCUGUGGACGCUAGUGCCAUCCAGGAGUCCUCCAUGCAGCCCUGGCAGCCCCUGGGGGAGAAGACCAUCCUGGGGUACAACUUGAAGAAGAAGAUCAGCAAGAAGCACCAGAAGCUGUGCCGCAAGAUGCUGACGCCCGAAAUCCAGUACCUGACUGACCUGGGGGCCAACCUCUGGAUCACCAAGCUGUGGAGCUACGUGCGGGACUUCCUCAAAUGGUAGGGGCUGGCAGGUGCCCCGCUCCCCUGGGGAAGAACCAGGUGCUUUCAUUUUUCUUACUCAUGGUUCUCUUGGUUUGGAACUGGCUGGAGGCUCUGGAGCCUGGGAACUUUUGGGGGGAUCCUCCAUCACCUUCCUGCAGAGCCCCAGCUUGGGCAGGAGAGCGGAGACUGCCUCCGACAGCGGGGUCAAGGACUGGGGCCUCAGGGGUGGUGUUUUCCUGCAGGAUCCACUUCUUCCUUCCCCACGGAAAGGCUGGAGGAGGGAUUUGUGAAGGAUGUGGCCUCGUCACAGCGGGAGCAGGACAUCUAUCACCAGGUUGCUGGGUGCAGGCAGGGAUGUGCUGGGAUAGCAGUGGCAGACGGUCCCCUUGCCCGGGGUGGGCAGAGAUGCCCACAGGGAACUCGACCCUCCAGGGGCUCCUCAAAUCACCCUGCUGGUUUUGGGGUUGUGAGAGUGUCAGAACCUGCUGCACUGCUCCAGCCCAUGGGUGUGAUGAGUGCAGCACCUUCUCAGCCCGCCCACAGCCAUCACUCCAUGGCAGGCUGUGACCCAGGGCCACCCGGAGCCAUUUGGAGAUUGGGAAACCCACCCCAAAAACCCCAGCCUUUAUCAACAAGUUCCCAUGGCAAAGGGCACCCCCUCCCCGCCCCCCAUCAUCCUGGUUAGAGGGCCCCAUGGCCCACAGGGGACAUCCCAAAAGGCCAACAUGGUCUAGUGACAACUGGCGUGGGGAGGAGAUGGGAGUGGGUGCAGUGGGACUGUCCCCGUGAUGCCAUCCUGGGCACAGUGGGGAUCCUGAGGGCAGGGGGAUGGCCCCCCCAGUCCCCACCGUGCCUUGGGGACAAACCUUGUGCGUCCCAGCUGGGCUGGAUGACACUGGUGACACCGCGUCCUGCUGAGAGUGGCCCUGGCUGGGCACAGAGGUGGCACCUGUGGCUGAGCCUCCCCCCCAGCACAAGGACCUCCUUGUCCCCCCACCUGUGUUUGGCUCCUUCUGUAAAGACCAGAAAUAAAAAAAACAAUUUACUUUUGUAA
This is a messenger RNA of Corvus hawaiiensis (hawaiian crow), 2624 nucleotides long. It is a transcript of the gene GAL3ST1, whose product is annotated as galactose-3-O-sulfotransferase 1. NCBI's taxonomy places the organism in Eukaryota, Metazoa, Chordata, Aves, Passeriformes, Corvidae. Gene Ontology annotation, biological process: galactosylceramide biosynthetic process; myelination. Gene Ontology annotation, cellular component: membrane. Gene Ontology annotation, molecular function: galactosylceramide sulfotransferase activity. The record is from RefSeq and is a predicted model, not a curated record.